CUGCCACUCCCUCUAAAGUGAUGACUCUUUGAGGACUUACUGACUUUGGGAGUAGCAGAAACUGCCACCAUGCCUGCGAAGCCUGCCCCUAUCAAGAAGGCAUCCCCGAAAGCGCCUGCUCCUAAGAAGGAGGAAGCACCUGCCCCUGCACCCGUGGAGGCGGCUCCUGCUGAAGUUGCUCCCCCUGUCGAGGUCGAAGCUCCACCGGCAGAGGCUGCCCCUGCCGAAGCAGCUGCCCCUGCCGAGGCUGCUCCAACCGAAGAAAAGGCUCCCGUAGAACCCGCUCCUGAGCAGCCCAAAGCACCCACACCCCCUCCUCCAAAUGAGCCCACCAGUGAGCCCUUGGAAGUGACAGUGGACGACAAGAGCGACACUUCAGUGACCAUCACCUGGAGGCCUCCAAAGACCAUUCCAGCCAACUCUGGCCUGGAUGGGUACACUGUGGAAAUCACCAAGGAGGGAACUGAAGACUGGAAAGUAGCCAACGAGGAUCUGACCGUGUCCUGCCGUUAUGUCAUCAAGAACCAGACUACCGGUGACCGUCUGCUGAUCCGGGUGGUUGCUGUAAACCCUGGUGGCCGCAGCCCCCCUGCUACCAUCGCUGACCCUGUUCUGGUCAAGGAGGUUGGGGCUCGCCCCAAAGUCCGCCUGCCUCGUUUCCUGAGGCAGAGGUAUGUCAAGAAAGUCGGCGAGAAGAUCAACCUUGUCAUCCCCUACUCUGGCAAACCUAAGCCAGUGGUUAGCUGGUUAAAGGAUGGACAGCCCCUCGACUCCAAAAGGGCCAACAUCCGUACAUCUGACAGAGACAGCAUCCUGUUCAUCCGUCAAGCAGAGAGGGGGGACUCUGGCUCAUACGAAAUGUCCGUGAAGGUGGACGACUUUGAAGACAAAGCUGCUAUCAUCAUCCAGAUUAUUGAGUUGCCUGGGCCACCAGCCAGCAUUAAGAUUGUGGAUGUCUGGGGAUUCAACGUUGCUUUGGAGUGGACCGUACCCAAAGAUAAUGGUAACACAGAGAUCACAGGCUACACUGUCCAGAAAGCUGACAAGAAGACCGGGGACUGGUUCAACAUUUUGGAGCACUACACCAGACUAAACGCCACCAUCUCAGACCUCAUUAUGGGCAACACCUACACCUUCAGGAUCUUUGCAGAGAACAAGUGCGGACUCAGUGAGGAAUGUGCCGUGACCAAGGGAGAAGCCACCAUUGUGAAGGAGGUUAUUGACUACAAACCUACCCCGUUCGUGGAGCAUGACUUCACCGAGGCUCCCAAGUUCACCACUGUUUUGAACGACAGGUCCACCACUGUUGGCUACAGCACCAAGCUGCUGUGCUCUGUGAGGGGAUGCCCCAAGCCUAAGAUCAUGUGGAUGAAGAACAAGAUGAUUCUCAACAACAUGGACAACCCCAAGUACAGGAUGAUCAGCACAGGGGGCAUCUGCACCCUGGAGAUCCGUAAGCCUGGCCCAUACGACGGUGGUGAGUAUGUCUGCAGAGCCGAGAAUACACUGGGGAAGGUCGACACCGGCUGCAAGCUGGAGGUCAAAAAGCCUUUGCAUGCAGACACUGACAAAGACGAGUAGGAACAGUAAAUGCACAUGCAUACAGUCCCAAAUUAGAAGCGGAAUGAGGCCUUUACAAAAAGGAUGGUUCUGGAUGCUGGAAAAAAAAAAACAUGUACAUAUGACUGACUGGAGAGAACAAACAAUGAAAUGGUUCAUGUCUACAACCGCUGUAUCCUACCCUUUCCUAUAUUUAUGAAGAUUUUGUUUUUGUUGCCUUUUAUUUAUUUUUCUUCCUUAGUACUCUCUGGUAUAGAGUUCAUAUCCAUGUCCACAACCAACUCAGAUGUCAACAACUGUCUGUCACAUUGUAAUUCUGAAUAGGUCUCCAUUAUAUAGAGCAAAUCGAUUGUUACUGAUUGGAGAUUAAAGAUGUAAAACCUCGGAAUGUGUUACAAUAUUUUGAUUUAAUGCCUUUCUUUUGUUGAAUAAACCUACAAUUGAAUAAACCUUCUCUAACCUGAAGUAAAAAUGA
Oncorhynchus mykiss (rainbow trout) is the source of this 2035-nucleotide messenger RNA. Its product is annotated as myosin-binding protein H-like. NCBI's taxonomy places the organism in Eukaryota, Metazoa, Chordata, Actinopteri, Salmoniformes, Salmonidae. Gene Ontology annotation, molecular function: protein binding. The record is from RefSeq and is a predicted model, not a curated record.